CUAGAUGUCCCCAAUGUCCCGCACGAAACAACACCAGCCUAGUCCAUGAGUCAGUCAGAGUGUCUCUGUCUUGAGCCGCAUCCUGGUCCCAGCCAGUGGCUCCCUCGAAGUCUUGGGGUCCCUUUUCAGGCUAGAGGAUAGCUCGAGCGCUAUCACGUACGGAGUACAUAACAGGGUCUACCGCAGUCAACCCGCAGAAUUUUUCGUAGUAAAACUUUCUCAUCUCCCGAGAGCAAGUCUUCUUCGCCGUCCAUUCCGGCCAAAUAGUUGAUCUCCUCAUUACGUCCCAGAUCAGACUCAGAAUCGCCACAAUGGUGCGUGUCCUCCAGUCCCUCCUUCUCCUGGCGGCCAGCCUCUCGACCACAUUUGCCGCCGACGAUUCCACCACCGUCGUCCAAAUCCUGAACGGCCACUACAACACCCUCGCGUUUGACGACCUCCGAGGCAGUGUCGUGGGCGGUGAUGCCCAGGCAACCACCUACGCGGUGAACUGCAAGGAGGGCUCUUCUUCGUGUCCCCUCACCAAGCCCAUCACCAUCACUCAAGGGCCUUCCACCUUCACCAUGAGCGCGGUUUACACCAUGACCACCAUGGGUGCCAAAGGAACCGGGACGAUCGUCCAAGAUUGUGAUAUUACCUCUUCGACUGCCACUGCUGUUUGCUCCGUUUCGGUCGGUGCCGCGGUCCAAUACAAAGGCCAGUCCACCACCACUUCCUUUACCACCAAAGCCACUGCCACCGGUUCUUCUGAGGUCCGCUAUGAGGGAUUGACCGUCACGGCCGGUCUGGGCAAUUUCAACAAGGCUGGCCCCACCGGCGCGACUGCGACUGGAGCGGCUGCAGACAACCACGCAGCUCGUGUGGGUAUGGCUGGGGCUGCCGCCGCUGCUGUGGCGGGCGCUCUUGUCCUGUAAUUGAUGUGCGGUUCUAUAUGGUUGGGUGUGAUUUCAAUCAGGGGUGACGAUUGUGAACGACGCUUAGUAUUUAAUGCUUCUGUUAAUACCCACUUCAUAAUAUUUCAUAUUUGAUUCUCCAUAGCAGCCAACGGACUACAUUGUAACCAGAUGUCAUGUGUCUCUCCAUAUCCCGCUCAACGUAGAUACCGGGUGAGCUGUCAACGGCUGGAUAGCACGCAAAUGAACUGCAAUCUUUCCUGGU
This is a messenger RNA of Aspergillus pseudonomiae, 1158 nucleotides long. Its product is annotated as putative GPI anchored cell wall protein. NCBI's taxonomy places the organism in Eukaryota, Fungi, Ascomycota, Eurotiomycetes, Eurotiales, Aspergillaceae. The coding region runs from base 312 to 914 and encodes 200 amino acids. The record is from RefSeq and is a predicted model, not a curated record. The transcript has a single exon.